AUGGUUGCUGUGGCUGAAAUUGAGGCGCGGAUUCGCUCGAAUUUGGAGCCCACUUCGUGUGAAGUGACGGCGAUAAGUGAAGAAGACCGCAAGUACAGUGUGGCCAUCGUGUCUCACAUUUUUGAGGGCAUGCCGCUUCUCAAGCGACACAGAAUGGUCAAUGAUCUUUUCAAGGAGGAGCUUUUGUCAGGUGAUAUUCACGCGCUAACAAUCGUUGCGAACCCCUCUUAA
Trypanosoma cruzi is the source of this 231-nucleotide messenger RNA. RefSeq lists its product as uncharacterized. Gene Ontology annotation, cellular component: mitochondrion. The record is from RefSeq and is a predicted model, not a curated record. The transcript has a single exon. NCBI's taxonomy places the organism in Eukaryota, Euglenozoa, Kinetoplastea, Trypanosomatida, Trypanosomatidae. Bases 1 to 231 code for a protein of 76 amino acids.